CAAGGGUUACGCACAGCGGCGCGCCGGGUAGAGGGCAGGUUCAAGAUGGCGUCGUGGUCACUGCGGGCUCUUGUCCGGUGUGUACGGAGGCCGGGAGCCGGAGGGUUCUCGGCACUUCCACAGCGAGGCUUCCGGUCGUCUGGGCCUGCUGCUGCUCAGGUCACUGUCCGUGAUGCUUUAAACCAAGCCUUAGAUGAGGAGAUAGAGAGGGAUGAGAAAGUUUUUUUGCUUGGAGAGGAAGUUGCACAGUAUGAUGGUGCAUACAAGAUUAGCAGAGGACUUUGGAAGAAAUAUGGAGAUAAGAGGAUAAUAGACACUCCUAUAUCAGAGAUGGGAUUUACUGGAAUUGCUGUUGGUGCUGCCAUGGCUGGCUUGCGACCUGUUUGUGAAUUCAUGACCUUCAAUUUCUCCAUGCAAGCUAUUGAUCAGAUUAUAAACUCAGCUGCCAAAACCUACUAUAUGUCUUCUGGGUUGGUACCCGUCCCUAUUGUUUUCAGGGGUCCAAAUGGUGCCUCAGCAGGAGUAGCAGCCCAGCAUUCACAGUGUUUUGCGGCCUGGUAUGGGCAUUGUCCUGGACUGAAAGUAGUCAGUCCUUGGAGUGCAGAGGAUGCAAAAGGUCUCCUUAAAGCAUCAAUCAGGGAUGAUAACCCAGUUGUCAUGCUGGAAAAUGAGUUAAUGUAUGGUGUGUCCUUUGAGUUGUCUGAGGAGGCACUUUCAAAAGAUUUCAUUGUUCCUAUUGGAAAGGCCAAGAUAGAAAGGCAAGGAACCCAUAUUACCUUAGUGGCUCACUCAAGACCUGUUAGCCACUGUCUAGAAGCAGCUACUAUCCUUGCCAAAGAUGGAGUGGAAUGUGAGGUUAUAAACCUUCGUACUAUUCGGCCAAUGGAUGUUGAAACCAUCGAAUCUAGCGUCAUGAAGACAAAUAAUCUUGUAACAGUAGAAGGUGGCUGGCCCCAGUUUGGGGUAGGAGCUGAAAUUUGUGCCAGGAUUAUGGAAGGUCCUGCUUUCAACCACUUGGAUGCACCUGUUGUUCGUGUCACAGGUGCAGACGUGCCUAUGCCUUAUGCAAAGAUCCUAGAGGAAAACUGCAUACCGCAAGUAAAGGACAUAAUACUUGCUGUGAAGAAGACACUCGGUAUCUAAAUCUUGUGUGCAAAUCCUGUUUGAGAAUUUUAUCUUUAACAACAUAUUAUUUAUGGAGUAUACUGCAAGCUGUUGUAUCCAGAGCUGCACCUUAUAUUGAACGUGGAUUGGGGAGAGGCGUUACAAAAGGAAGUGAUAAUAGAAACUGUAUUUGUUACAGACCCUACGGCCUCCCUCUCGAGAAGCAAAUGCAAAGGAAUUGAAUUAUUAAAGAACUUUCAUUGUUGGGUGAAGUGUCUCGUUAUUGGUGUGGAGAUCAGGUUUGUUCUGAUGAACAGCCCUACCUUAUCAAGAAUCAGCUUUUGCUUAUUUUGUAACUUACGUAGCUUGAAAUAAAGAUAUAAA
Molecule: messenger RNA, 1488 nt
Organism: Candoia aspera
Lineage: Eukaryota; Metazoa; Chordata; Lepidosauria; Squamata; Candoiidae
Gene: PDHB
Product: pyruvate dehydrogenase E1 subunit beta
Exons: 9
Coding region: 46-1143 (365 amino acids)
Biological process (GO): pyruvate decarboxylation to acetyl-CoA
Molecular function (GO): pyruvate dehydrogenase (acetyl-transferring) activity
Source: RefSeq, a predicted model, not a curated record